Molecule: messenger RNA, 14828 nt
Organism: Olea europaea var. sylvestris
Lineage: Eukaryota; Viridiplantae; Streptophyta; Magnoliopsida; Lamiales; Oleaceae
Product: sacsin
Exons: 13
Coding region: 158-14404 (4748 amino acids)
Molecular function (GO): Hsp70 protein binding
Source: RefSeq, a predicted model, not a curated record
AUGCAAGCCUUUGAAAGAUAAAUAUCAUAAACAUUGGCCGACUACUAUUUGAUAUUUCUCUGUACGUACAUUCGAUUUCUUUAUUAGCUCAAAACCUAAAUUAUUUAUAAAUUGAAUGAUUCAACACUGAUUUCGGGACCGCCGAUAGUCUCCGGCGAUGGAACCACCAGUCCUUUUGGAAGACUUCGGUCAGAAGGUGGAUCUGACGCGUAGGAUCCGAGAGGUGCUAUUGAAUUAUCCAGAGGGCACCACCGUGCUGAAGGAGUUGAUACAGAACGCCGAUGAUGCCGGCGCCACCAGAGUCUGCCUCUGCCUUGAUCGGAGGACUCACGGGACCCACUCCCUACUAUCUGACAAGCUCGCCCAGUGGCAGGGUCCGGCGCUGUUGGCGUACAAUGAUGCUGUUUUCACUGAGGAAGAUUUUGCUAGUAUUUCGAGGAUUGGUGGUAGUGUUAAACACGCCCAGACUUGGAAGACUGGUCGGUUUGGGGUGGGUUUCAAUUCGGUGUAUCACCUGACAGACUUGCCCUCUUUUGUAAGUGGAAAACAUGUGGUACUAUUUGAUCCCCAGGGUGUUUAUCUUCCCAAUAUUUCUGCUGCUAAUCCUGGAAAGCGAAUUGAGUAUGUUAGUUCUUCAGCCGUCUCACUGUAUAAAGAUCAAUUUUUUCCAUAUUGUGCUUUUGGUUGUGACAUGAAAAGCCCUUUUGCUGGAACUUUGUUCCGUUUUCCUUUGAGAAAUGCAGAUCAAGCUGCAAAUAGCAAGCUCUCAAAACAACCCUAUCUGGAAGAUGAUUUAUCUUCCAUGUUUGUUCAGCUUUACGAGGAAGGAGUUCUAUCACUCCUUUUUCUUAAAAGUUUACUAUCAAUAGAAAUGUAUAUAUGGGAUACGGGCAUGCCUGAACCGAGAAAAAUUUAUCGUUGUUCCAUUGAUUCGGCAAAUGAUAAUGUGGUCUGGCAUCGCCAGGCACUUCUGAGACUCUCAAAAUCUGCAUAUUCUUGUAAUGGAGAGAUGGAUGCGUUCUCGUUGGACUUCUUGAGUGAGGCUAUGACUGGAAGUGUUUCUCAUAUGGAGACCAACAAGUUCUACAUUGUGCAAACAAUGGCUCCGGCAUCCAGUAGAAUAAGUGCUUUUGCAGAAUCUGCAGCAAAGGACUAUGACAUGCAUCUAUUGCCUUGGGCAUCAGUUGCAGCAUGCGUAUCAGACAAUUCACACAAUGAUGACUUUCAUAAGCUAGGCCGGGCAUUCUGUUUUCUCCCAUUGCCUGUAAAAACUGGUCUUCAUGUGCACAUCAACGGAUAUUUUGAGGUUUCUUCAAAUCGUCGUGGCAUUUGGUAUGGUGAUGAUAUGGACAGAUCUGGAAGAAUUCGUUCUGUCUGGAACAAGCUUCUCCUGGAAGAUGUCGUUGCUCCUAGUUUUGCUAAAUUACUAAUUGGUGUGCAACCAUUGCUAGGUCCAACAACGCACUAUUAUUCUUUGUGGCCCAUUGGUUCGUUUGAAGAUCCAUGGAAUUCGUUAGUCGAGCACAUUUACAGGGGCAUAAGUGGUUCACCUGUCUUAUAUUCAGAUAUUGAAGAUGGAAAGUGGAUUUCGCCUGGAGAAGCUUUUCUUCACAACAUAGAUAUUUCAGGAAGUAAGGAUCUAGGUGACAUUCUUGCCCAGCUUGGAAUGCCUGUUGUUCAUUUGCCUAAUAACUUAUUUAAUAUGCUCCUAAACUGCAAAUCUGGUAUUCGUCAGAAAGUAGUGACACCUGAUUCCGUACGUCAUUAUUUGAGACGCUGCAAAUUUACAAAUACAAUAGACAGAUCCUCCAAGCUUAUGCUGUUGGAAUAUUGCCUUGAGGACUUGAUUGACAAUAAUGUGGGUACUGAUGCAUCUUACCUGCCUUUGAUUCCGUUGGCAAAUGGUGACUUUGGAUCAUUGUCCAGAUCCUCAGAAGGGAUUACUUAUUUUAUUUGCAAUGAGUUGGAAUAUGAGCUUCUUCAACAAAUCUCUGAUAGAUUAGUCGAUAGGAGUAUUCCCCUCCACCUAUUAACCAGAUUAACGGCGAUAUCAAAGGUUUCAGGGGCAAAUCUAGCCAUUUUUAGUUCAAGUGAAUUUGUUGCCUUAUUUUCUGAAUUUGUACCUGCUGUAUGGAAAUACAAGAAGAAAGUCCUUUGGGACCCAGAUUCCAAUUGUACUCAUCCAACUUCUUUGUGGUUUGUGCUUUUCUGGCGUUAUCUGCGUGAGCAAUGUGAAAAGUUGUAUCUUUUCGAAGAUUGGCCUAUACUACCAUCACUCAGUGGGCAUCUGUAUAGGCCUUCUAGGCAGGAAAGAUUUUUGAAUGUUGAAAAUCUCUCCGAUGAAAUGCAACAUAUUCUUGUCAAGAUAGGAUGCAAGAUACUGAACACCAAAUAUUGCGUUGAACAUUCAGAUAUAUUUCACUAUAUGUAUGAGGCUGAUGGCGCUGGUGUUUUAAAUUCUAUAUUUGAUGUCUUGACUAAAGAUGGCAUUAGUAAACUUCUUCAGUGUUUGCAAGCAGAGGAGAAGGAUGUGCUUCGCAGAUUUCUUCUGGAUCCCACAUGGUAUGUUGGAAAGCAAAUGGAUGAUUCUCACGUAGAGAAUUGCAAGUGGCUUCCAAUUUAUAGAUUUUAUGGUGGAGAAGCUGCUGAAAAUUCCAACUAUUCCGAUUUAGUAAAUCCCUGUAAGCAUUUACCUCCAUCUGAUUGCCCAGAGUGCCUGUUUUCUGACACCUUCCUCUGUAAUUUAUCCAACACUGAAGAAGAGAUGCUAACUAGGUACCAUGGAAUCAAACGAAUGAGAAAGGCACAAUUUUUCAAGCAGCAUGUUUUGCAUAGGAUAAAGCAGUUGGAAACUGAUGUUCGUGAUGGUGUCAUGCUUUCUAUUAUUCAAGAGCUACCGCAAUUAUGUGUUGAGGAUGCAUCUUUUAGGGAGCUUUUGAGAAAUUUAGAAUUUGUUCCCACGAGUAGUGGAGCUCUAAAAUGUCCAGCAACAUUAUAUGAUCCUAGAAACGAGGAAUUGUUUGCUUUACUGGAAGAUUCUGAUACUUUUCCUUGUCCGCCUUUCAAGGAAUCAGGAAUUUUGGACAUGUUGCAAGGUUUGGGGCUCAAGACAACUGUGUCUAUUGAUACAGUCAUAGAAAGUGCUCGUAAUGUGGAACACUUAAUGCGAGAAAGUCAGGAAAAAGCGCAUUCACGUGGAAAGGUGCUUCUUUCCUUUCUGGAGGUGAAUGCAUUAAAGUGGCUACCUGAUACACCCGAGGAUUAUCAUGGAACAGUGAAUCAAAUAUUCUCAAGAGCCUCAAAUGCAUUUAAAUCUCGCCAUUUAAAAUCUGACUUAGAGAAGUUCUGGAAUGAUCUCAGGCUGAUUUCAUGGUGCCCUGUCCUUAUUUCCCCUCUCCAUAGGUCUUUACCAUGGCCUACUGUCUCAUCUAUGGUUGCACCUCCUAAACUUGUGAGGCUAUCUUCAGACAUAUGGCUUGUUUCUGCAAGCAUGCGGAUACUAGAUGGAGAGUGCUCUUCUUCUGCAUUAUCAUUUCAACUUGGCUGGUCCUCACCUCCUGGAGCAACUGUAAUUUCUGCCCAAUUGCUUGAGCUUGGGAAAAACAAUGAGAUUGUCUCUGACACAUUGCUUUGGAAAGAAUUGACUUUAGCAAUGCCCAGAUUAUACUCUAUUUUGAUGGGCUUUGUUGGUUCAGAUGAGAUGGAUAUUGUAAAGGCUGUUCUAGAAGGUUGCCGAUGGAUAUGGGUUGGAGAUGGGUUUGCUACUUCAGAUGAGGUUGUCCUUAAUGGUCCUCUUCAUUUGGCUCCCUAUAUUCGCGUUAUACCUGUUGAUUUAGCUGUUUUCAGUGACUUGUUUUUGGUGCUUGGCAUUCGGGAAUAUUUACGGCAUACUGAUUAUGCUAAUAUAUUAGGUAGAAUGGCCAAAAAUAAGGGUACUGUUCCUCUGGAUACUCAGGAAUUCCGAGCUGUUAUAAUGAUUGCUCAACAUCUGGCUGGAGCUCACUACAAUGAAACUCAAAUUAAUAUAUAUCUUCCAGAUGUAUCAGGCAGACUAUAUAAUGCUGCUGAGUUAGUAUAUAAUGAUGCUCCUUGGUUGCUUGAUUCCGAAGGUUCUGACAGCUUAUUUUGUAAUGCAAAUAUUUCCUUAAGUGCUAAGCAAGCUGUUCAUAAGUUUAUUCAUGGGGACAUUUCUAAUGAUGUUGCUGAAAAGCUUGGAGUACGUUCAUUCCGGAGGAUUUUGCUUGCUGAGAGUGCUGACUCGAUGAAUUUGAGCUUGUCUGGAGCAGCUGAAGCAUUUGGACAGCAUGAAUCGUUGACUACCAGACUUAGACAUAUACUUGAAAUGUAUGCUGAUGGGCCUGGAGUUCUCUUUGAGCUCGUACAAAAUGCUGAAGAUGCAGGAGCAUCUAAUGUGAUCUUUUUAUUGGACAAAACUCAGUAUGGGACUUCAUCUCUUCUCUCUCCUGAAAUGGCUGAUUGGCAGGGUCCAGCUUUGUAUUGUUUCAAUGACUCUAUUUUCAGCCCCCAAGAUCUAUAUGCUAUUUCUCGCAUUGGUCAGGAGAGCAAAUUGGAGAAGCCACUUGCUAUUGGAAGAUUUGGGCUGGGAUUUAAUUGUGUUUAUCACUUUACAGACAUUCCAACUUUUAUUUCGGGAGAAAAUAUUGUGAUGUUUGAUCCACAUGCUUGUAAUUUGCCUGGAAUUUCUCCUUCUCACCCAGGCCUCCGGAUCAAAUUUGUGGGUAAAAAUGUUUUGGAACAAUUUCCCGAUCAGUUUUCUCCAUUUCUGCACUUUGGAUGUGAUUUACAGCAUCCAUUUACUGGUACAUUGUUUCGUUUUGCACUUAGGUCUACAAGUGUUGCCUCCAGAAGCCAAAUAAAGAAAGAGGCAUAUGCGCCUGCUGAUGUACUAUCACUAUUCUCUUCCUUUUCUGAGGUUGUUGGUGAGACGCUACUGUUUCUGCGAAAUGUAAAAACAAUAUCCAUUUUUGUCAAAGAAGGGCCAGAUAGUGAAAUGCAAUUACUACACUCCGUUCGCAAGAAUUGUGUUAGUGAGCCUGAAGCUGAAAACAAUCCAUUUAAUCACAUUUUCAGCUACAUGUACGGUAACCAGCAAGAUCAAAUGGGUAAGGAUCAGUUCCUUAACAAGUUGAGCAAAACCAUUGAUAAAGAUGUGCCAUGGAUGUCUCAGAAGAUUUUGAUGUCUGAACAGAGUCCAUCUGGCUGUAGUUCGCGUUUGUGGUUGACGAUUGAAUGCUUAGGUAGUUUCCGGGAUAAGAAUAAAUCAACCCCUGAGAAACAUUUUGACAAAAAAUUUUACAAGUUUGCCCCCUGGGCCUGUGUAGCUACACCUUUGCAAUUUGUGGAGAUUGAGAAGAAGUUGGAUGGCAGUGAGGCAAAUUUGGAGGAAUCUUUUCUUGUUACCUCUGACAUUCUUGAGGUACCUGUAGCUUCUACUCGAAGCGCAUUGACUUUUGAAGGUCGUGCUUUUUGUUUCUUACCUCUGCCAAUUAAUACUGGUUUGCCAGUUCAUGUUAAUGCCUAUUUUGAGUUGUCGUCAAACCGCAGGGAUAUAUGGUUUGGUGAUGACAUGGCAGGGGGUGGGAAAAUGCGCUCAGACUGGAACAUUUUCCUUCUUGAGGAAGUUGUUGCUCCAGCUUAUGGUCAUCUGCUUGAGAAAGUUGCUCUUGAUAUCGGCCCAAGUGAUCUUUUUUUUUCCUUUUGGCCAAUAGCAGGAGCUGUUGAGCCUUGGAUAUCACUGGUACGGAAACUCUACCAGUUUGUUUCUGAUAGUGGUCUUCAGGUGUUGUACACGAAAAGCAGAGGGGGGCAGUGGAUUUCAACCAAGCAGGCCAUUUUCCCAGAUUACACUUUUGACAAGGCUUGGGAACUUUCAGAAGCAUUAUCAGAUGCCGGUUUACCUAUGGCAACUGUUCCAAAGGAGGUUGUUGAUAAAUUUAUGGAAAUCCGUCCAUCACUGCAUUUUCUCACUCCUCAAUUACUACGAACCUUGUUAAUUCGGAGGAGACGUGAAUUUAGCGAUAGAAAUGCAAUGAUCUUGACUCUUGAAUACUGCUUGCUUGACCUACGAACUCCAGUUAUGUCAAACAGUUUCUAUGGAUUACCCUUGAUACCCCUUUCAGAUGGUUUAUUUGCGAAAUUGGAGAGAAAAGGGUCGAGUGAACAAAUAUAUGUUACUCAGGGAGAGGGAUAUGAUCUUCUGAAGGAUUUAGUUCCACAUCAACUUGUAGACUCAGGGAUUGCUGCUUCUAUUCACAGCAAGUUGUGUGAUCUAGCUGAAACUGAAGACUUCAACCUCUAUAUCCUGACAUGUCCAUUGCUUGAGAAGCUCUUUGUGAGAUUGCUCCCUGCAGAAUGGCAUUGUGCUACGCAGGUAACUUGGGACCCUGGUAAUCAAGGUCAUCCUAGUUUGGAAUGGGUAAGACUUCUUUGGAGCUAUCUGAGAUCAUGUUGCAAUGAUAUUUCUUUGUUUUCUAAGUGGCCCAUCUUGCCAGUUGAAAAUAAUUAUCUCAUGCGGCUUGUUGAAAAUUCCAAUGUGGUCAGAGAUGGUGGGUGGAGUGAGAAUUUGUCAUCUUUGUUGCACAGAGCUGGAUGCUUGAUAUUGAGGCGUGACAUCCCCAUAGAACAUGUACAAUUGAAACAUUAUGUGCAGCCUUCAACAGCAAUAGGUGUUCUAAAUGCAUUGCUGGCAGUCGCAGGUCAGCCAGGUAACAUUGAGGGGCUCUUUGGUGAUGCUUCGGAUGGGGGCUUGCAUGAACUUAGGAGUUUUAUUCUCCAGUCAAAGUGGUUCUCGGAAGACUUGAUGGAAAACAGCCAUAUUAAUAUUAUCAAGCACCUUCCCAUGUUUGAGUCGUUCAAAAGUAGAACACUUGUAUCUCUAAGUGGAUCCCUCAAAUGGCUUAAACCGGACUCUGUGCCAGAUUAUCUCUUGGAUGAUGACUUCAUAAGAGUGGAUUCAGAUAAAGAAAGAACGAUACUGCAAAAAUAUUUAGGGAUUGAAGAACCAUCAAGGGUGAAUUUCUACAAAGAUUAUGUACUUAACCGCAUGCCGGAGUUCAUUUCUAAGGAAGGUUUUCUCCCAGCCAUUUUGAGUGAUAUCAGGUUCCUCAUUGAGGAGGAGAACACUUGCAAAGCAGUGUUUUCUGCAACACCGUUUGUUCAGGCAUCUGAUGGAUCCUGGAAAGAGCCUUAUAGGUUUUAUGAUCCUCGGUUUCCUGAACUAAAAUUGUUACUGCACAAAGGAGCAUUCUUCCCCUCUGAGAACUUCUCCGGCCCUGAAACUCUGGAAACUUUAGUCAAUUUUGGACUUCAUCAAAGCUUAGGUCUUACUGGUCUACUUGAUUGUGCUAGGUCCGUCUCAAUGUUACACGAUUCAAGGGACUUAGAAACAGGAGUUUAUGCUAGGAGGCUGCUUGGAUGUUUGAAUGCAGUUGCGUUAAAGCACUCGCAUGUGGAAGUGUGUGUUGAUUGUGUAGAUGCUACAGAAUCUCCACGGAAUGUUCUUACUGGAGGUGAGGAAGAGUUGUCCAUGGAGAACCUUUAUGAAGAUGGCCUGGACAUCAGGGUAAUUGUCAGCAACUUAGUCGAUGAUAUGAACAGAGAAGAGUUUUGGUCAGAGCUUAGGACUAUUAGCUGGUGUCCUGUAUAUACUAAUCCGCAAGUUCAGGGGCUUCCAUGGUUAGCCUCAGCCCAUCAAGUAGCAGCACCAGAUGAGGUCAGACCAGAAACACAGAUGUGGAUUGUUUCAUCUAAGUUGCAUAUACUGGAUGGUGAAUGUUCUGAAUGUUUACAGCUCAAACUUGGUUGGAUGAAUAGUCCAGGUGUAGAAAUUUUGUCUGGGCAAUUAGUUGCACUAUCUCAAUGCUAUACUGAGCUCAAGUUGCAUUUUAUUGCAGAGCUGCAGAAGCAGAUACCAUUAAUCUAUUCAAGUUUGCAAGAAUGCAUUGACACUGAUGAUCUUCAAUUUCUGAGAACUUCCUUGAAUGGUGUUCACUGGGUUUGGAUUGGAGAUGAAUUUGUGGCCCCAGAUGCACUUGCAUUUGAUUCCCCUGUGAAAUUUAGCCCCUACUUGUAUGUUGUACCAUCUGAGCUAUCAAUUUUCCAGGACUUGCUUUUGGCAUUAGGCGUUAGACGUAGUUUUGAUGUUUUUGACUAUUUUCAUGUCUUGCAACGUGUGCAAAAUGAUUUAAGAAAUUGUGCCCUCUCGUCUGAUCAGUUGAGUUUUGUUCAAUGUGUACUAGAAACCAUCGCAGAUAAGUACUUGGAUGGUUUGGUACGUGAAGGUCCUCAUAUGCUGCUUAUUCCAGAUUCUUCUGGGGUUCUUGCAGCUGCAGGAGAGCUUGUUUAUAAUGAUGCACCAUGGAUGGAGACCAAUACCUCUGUCAGGAAGCGCUUUGUUCAUCCCUCCAUCGGCUAUGAUCUCGCCACCAGAUUGGGAAUCCAGUCGCUUCGUUGCCUUUCCCUAGUCAGUAAAGAAAUGACGAAAGAUGUUCCAUGUAUGGACUAUAGUAAAAUAUGUGAGCUACUGGAACUAUAUGGAAACACUGAGUUUCUUCUUUUUGACUUACUUGAAUUGGCGGACUGCUGCAAGGGUAAAAAACUUCACCUCGUUUUUGACAAGAGGGAACAUCCACGUCAAUCUCUGCUGCAGCACAAUCUUGGUGAAUUUCAAGGGCCUGCACUGGUGGCCAUCCUAGAAGGGGUCAGAUUAAGUGGAGAUGAAGUUGCUAGUCUCCAGUUUCUUCCACCAUGGAGUGUAAGGGGAGAUACUCUCAACUACGGCUUAGGAUUAUUAAGCUGUUUCUCCAUAAGUGAUCUGCUAUCAGUCAUAUCUGAUGGCUGCUUGUACAUGUUUGAUCCUCGGGGUUUAGCUCUUGCCACUCCUGCAGGUCGAACACCCUCUGGGAAAGUAUUUCCACUGAAAGGUACUGAUUUGACUGAGCGGUUCCGUGAUCAGUUUAUUCCAAUGCUGAUUGGUGAAAGUAUGCCAUGGUCGUCAGCUGAUUCCACGAUCAUACGCAUGCCUCUUUCUGCUGAAUUCAUGGAAGAUGAAAUCGAAACUGGUUUGAAGAAGUUGGUGAUGAUAUUUAACAAAUUCAUGGAGAAUGCUUCUAGAGCAAUACUCUUUUUGAAGUCAAUUUUGCAGGUAUCUUUGUCAACAUGGGAGCAUGGAAGCCCACAAUCAUCCCUAGAAUUUUCAAUUAAUAUUGAUCCUUCUCUUGCCAUCGUCAGAAAUCCUUACUCGGAAAAAAAGUGGAAAAAAUUUCAACUAUCAAGCUUGUUUAGCAGUUCGAGUGCGGCAAUCAAGAUGCAAGUCUUAGAUUUGAACUUGUAUCAGGGAGGAGCUAGAUUUGUUGACCGAUGGAUUAUUGUGCUUAGCAUGGGUUCUGGGCAAACAAGAAACAUGGCACUUGAUAGUCGGUACCUGGCAUACAAGCUGACUCCUGUUGCUGGAGUUGCAGCACAGAUAUCGCAUAAUGGCCACCCCACCACGACCCAUCUAUCAAGCUCCAUCAUGUCUCCUCUUCCUCUAUCAAGCUGUAUAAACAUUCCCAUAACUGUGCUGGGGUAUUUCCUUGUACGUCAUAAUCGAGGUCGUUUCCUUUUCAAGUUUCAAGACUCUGAAACUGCAUUGGAGGUACAGUCUGAUGCUGCAAGUCGCUUAAUUGAGGCUUGGAACAGAGAGCUGAUGUCCUGUGUUUGUGAUUCCUAUAUUAAAUUGAUAUUGGAGAUGCAGAAGUUAAGGAAAGAACCACUGACUUCUGUUUUCGAACCGAAUUUAGGUCGUUCUAUAAGUGAAAUGUUGAUGGCUUAUGGAAGUGAAAUAUAUUCUUUUUGGCCCAGGUCAAGUGGGAACUCAGUGCUUAAGCAACCUGUAAAUGUCAAGGAUUCAAUUUCUAUGAAGCCUCCUAAAGCAGACUGGCAGUGUCUUAUUGAACAAGUUAUUAGGCCAUUUUAUGCUCGCCUGAUUGAUCUUCCAGUUUGGCAACUUUAUUCUGGGAAUCUAGUCAAGGCAACGGAGGGUAUGUUUCUUUCACAACCUGGAAGCGGGGUAGGUGAAGGCUUGCUACCGGCAACUGUUUGUGCCUUUGUUAAAGAGCAUUAUCCUGUUUUCUCAGUGCCGUGGGAAUUGGUGACAGAAAUUCAGGCAGUGGGGGUCACAGUCCGAGAAAUCAAGCCUAAGAUGGUCCGAGACCUACUUCGGGUUUCUUCAAUGUCUAUUGUUCUUCGGUCAGUUGAUACUUAUGUGGACGUUCUUGAGUACUGUUUAUCUGAUCUUCAGCUCCUGGAAAAAUCUGGAUCCAGAGGACUCCAUACUACAGGGGACCGGAGCAGCCCAGAUUUUAGUACUGCAAGCAAACCAGAGGAAAGUUUUCCCUUUGCUGUAUCAACUCCAAAUUCAGGUAGGCUUGGGAUAUCUACCCCAAGAUCAACUAAUUCCGGAGGAGACGCAAUUGAAAUGGUGACAAGCUUGGGGAAAGCUAUAUUUGAUUUUGGUCGUGGAGUUGUUGAAGAUAUAGGCAGGCCAGGAGGCUCUUCCUCUCAGAGGUACCCUAUGACAGGUAGUACUAGCAAUGGCUUGGGUACAAUUGAGGACAGGAGGCUUCUCUCUAUGGCUUCCGAGAUCAAAGGCUUACCCUGUCCGACUGCAACAAGUUGUCUCAUAAAACUGGGGUUUAAUGACGUUUGGAUUGGAAACAACGAGCAACAAACUCUAAUGAUUUCUUUAGCUGGCAAGUUCAUCCACACUAAAGUGAUGGAGAGACCAGUCUUAGUAAAUAUUUUUUCUAACAGCUCUCUGCAGUCAUUCUUGAAGUUCCAAUCUUUCUCUUUUAGCUUGCUGGCUAACAAUAUGGGGCUUUUAUUUAAUGAAAAUUGGGUGAAUCAUGUAAUUGAUUCGAAUAAUGCUCCCUGGUUUUCAUGGGAGAAAAUUGCAAGUCCUGGCAGUGAAUGGCCGUCUCCUGAAUGGAUUAGACUUUUCUGGAAAAUCUUCAGUGACUCAUCAGAAGAUAUCUCUAUGUUCUCUGAUUGGCCUCUUAUUCCUGCUUUUCUUGGUCGCCCGAUCCUAUGUCGCGUAAGAGAUCGUCAUCUUGUCUUUGUACCACCCCCUUUUAGCAAUUUGAGUUCUUCCAUUGCUCCUUCUGAAGAGGGUACUUUUGAGUCUAACCAAUCAGAAUUUUCUUCUGAAUCUGAUGUGGUUCAGUCAUAUUUGUUGUCCUUUAGGUUCAUAGAAGAAAGAUACCCUUGGUUAUUGUCAUUGCUUAACCAGUGCAAUAUACCUAUCUAUGAUACUACUUUCAUGGAUUGUGCUGCUCCAUCUAAGUGUUUACCAACAGCAGACUUGUCAUUGGGGCGAAUUAUAGCAUCCAAGCUUGUUGCAGUCAAACAAGCAGGGAAUUUUCCUGAACUUAAUUCCUUUUUACCUUCAGACUGUGAUGAGCUUUUCAAUUUGUUUGCUUUUGAUUUCUCUUCCUGUGGUUCCGAGUAUGGAGAACAAGAACUUGACGUACUACGUGAUCUUCCCAUUUAUCGAACUGCCUGUGGUACAUAUACCCGGUUGCAAAGCCAGGAUCUGUGCUUUAUCUCUUCAAACACAUUCCUCAAGCCAUUUGAUGAUCGGUGUCUUUCUUACAGUGCUGAUUCUACUGAAAGUUCUUUACUUCGAGCACUUGGUAUCCCUGAGUGUGCUGAUCAGCAGAUUCUUGUAAAAUUUGGAUUGCCUGGGUUUGAAGGAAAACCCCAGCCUGAACAGGAGGAUAUCUUGAUAUACCUUUAUGCAAAUUGGCAAGAACUCCAACAAGAUUCAUCAAUAAUUGAAGCGCUUAAAGAGACUAAUUUUGUGAAAACUGCUGAAGAACAAUUGGCAGACAUGUGUAAGCCCAAAGAUCUGUUUGACCCAGGUGAUGCAUUAUUAACAUCUGUAUUCUCUGGAGUAAGGAAGAAGUUUCCUGGAGAGAGAUUUAUUUCAGAUGAAUGGCUUCGAAUUUUGAGGAAAGUGGGUCUUCGAACUUCUGCAGAAGCUGAUGUUGUGCUUGAAUGUGCCAAGAGAGUAGAGUAUCUUGGAGGUGAAUGUAAUAAGCCCAUGGGAGAUCUUGAUGAUCUUGAGACUGAUAUAAUAAAUAUGCCAAAUGAGGUUUCUUUUGAAGUGUGGCUAUUGGCUGAAAAUCUGGUCAAAGCAAUUUUUUCUAAUUUUGCUGUACUUUAUAGCAACAACUUCUGCAAUCUCCUCGGCAAAAUUGCUUGUAUACCUGCUGAAAAAGGCUUCCCGAGUUUAGGUGGCAAAAGAAGCGGGAAAAGAAUGCUGUGUUCAUACAGUGAAGCUAUUGUCUCAAAAGAUUGGCCGCUUGCUUGGAGUUGUGCGCCGAUUCUUUCGAGGCAGAGUGUUGUACCACCAGAUUAUGCUUGGGGACCACUACAUUUAAGGAGUCCUCCAGCCUUUUCAACUGUACUGAAGCACCUCCAGGUAUUAGGGAGAAAUGGUGGUGAAGACACCCUUGCUCACUGGCCAACUGCAUCAGGUCUCAUGACAAUUGACCAAGCCUCUCUUGAGGUAUUGAAAUAUCUUGACAAGGUCUGGGCUUCCCUUUCUUCUGCAGAGAUUAAAGGGCUACAGCAGGUAGCCUUCUUGCCAGCUGCAAACUGUACUCGUUUGGUGACAGCAAGCUCUCUCUUCACACGGUUGACAAUAAAUCUAUCUCCAUUUGCAUUCGAACUCUCUUCAGUCUAUCUCCCAUUUGUGAAGAUUCUUAAAGAGUUGGGGCUUCAGGACUCAUUAUCUGUUGCUUCUGCAAAGAAUCUUCUUUCAGAUCUUCAGAAAGCUUGUGGUUAUCAGCGUCUUAAUCCAAAUGAAUUCCGUGCUGUAAUUGAAAUUUUAUUUUUCAUAUGUGAUGAAGAAAACAGUUCAGAUGUCUCCAGCUGGGAAUCUGAAGCAAUUGUUGCUGAUGAUGGCUGCAGGCUUGUCCAUGCAAAAUCAUGUGUAUACAUUGAUUCAAAUAGCUCUCAUUAUGUGAAAUAUAUUGACACUUCCAGGCUAAGGUUUGUUCACCAAGACCUUCCAGAGAGAAUGUGUUUGGUUCUUGGCAUCAGAAAGCUCUCUGAUGUGGUCAUAGAGGAGCUGCAUCAUGGAGAAGAUUUACACACUUUGGAAUGUAUUGGAUCUAUUUCACUAGCAUCCAUCAAACAGAAAUUAUUGAGUGAAUCAUUUCGAACUGCAGUUUGGAGAGUUCUGGCUAGCCUAGCUAGUGACAUUCCCGGGUUUUGUAUUCCAGACUUGGAAAACGUUAGAAAAUCUUUGAUUUCUGCUGCAGAAACACUGAAGUUUGUCAAGUGCGUAUAUACUUGUUUCUUGCUGCUUCCAAAAUCUUUGGACAUUACCCAGGUUGCAAAGAAGUCAACUCUUCCAGAGUGGGAGGAUAUAUCUCAACAUAGGGCUAUUUAUUACAUCAAUAAGUUGAAAACUUGUGUUUUAAUUGCCGAACCUCCAAGUUAUAUGUCAGUUCUUGAUGUUGUUGCAAUUGUUGUAACUCGUGUUUUGGACUCGCCAGUUCCACUACCAAUUGGACCUAUGUUUCUUUGUCCUGAUGAAACUGAGUGUGCAGUCUCUGAUGUUCUGAGACUGUGUUCUCAUAAAAGAGAUGCUGAGUUUGGAAUUGGAGUAGAAAAUUUUCUAGGCAAAGAGAUACUGCCACAAGAUGCUACACGAGUACAAUUCCACCCAUUAAGACCUUUCUAUAAAGGAGAGAUAGUAGCUUGGCGGUCUCAAAAUGGAGAAAAGUUGAAGUAUGGCAGGGUUCCUGAGAACGUUAGAUCCUCAGCGGGACAAGCACUUUACAGAUUCACGGUUGAGACCUCAUCAGGGGUUACUGAGCCGCUUCUUUCUUCGAACAUUUUCUCUUUCAGAAGUAUUUUGUCUAGUGAUGUUUCAUCAGCAAGCAUGCCGGAGGAUGAUCAUAUAGUAAUUGACAGGAUAAAUGCAGAAAGUUCUGGAGUCAGAUCAAGGCCUUCUCAGCAUCUGGUGCAAGAUCUCCAGCAUGGUCGUGUUUCGGCUGCAGAAUUGGUCCAGGCAGUUCAUGAAAUGCUCUCUUCAGCUGGCAUCAAUAUGGAUGUAGAAAGGCAAUCACUGUUGCAAACAACAUUAACGCUGCAAGAACAACUUGAGGAGUCUCAAGCAGCAUUAUUGCUGGAGCAGGAGAAGUCUGACAUGGCUACUAAAGAAGCCGAUACAGCCAAAGCGGCCUGGUCUUGUCGGGUCUGCUUAAACAACGAAGUUGAUGUCACAAUUGUUCCCUGUGGUCAUGUACUUUGCAGGCGAUGCUCAUCUGCAGUUUCAAGGUGUCCAUUCUGUCGAAUUCAAGUUUCAAGAAUCAUUAGGAUCUUCCGGCCUUGAUCACUCUUUUCUUCUCCGGAGGGCAGGUAUUAGAUUCACUUCUUUUCAAGGAAUUAUAACUUCCUUCAUAGGAACUGUGUUAUAAAAAUUAUAUACUACACAGUGUAUAAAAGCAUAGCAUAUCAAGGAAUAUGAUAUCAUGUAUAGGACAUUGAUAAAGCUUUUCACAGUUAGUGUAUAUUGUAAUGGUCUUUUCCUGUCAGCAUGAAAAUGUUGGCUUAGUUAAUUUCAUUAUUUUGUAUCAUUUCUAUCAUAUUGGAUCUACAAGUUCGACUGAGCAGCUGGAUGUGAAUCGAGCUUACCAAACAAGCCAUCUCCGGUUUAACUUUAUAUGCAAGUCUUGUAGACUGUAGAGUAAUGAUGGUUCUGAGUUGGAUGAUUUUCAGAAUUAAUGAACAUAUAUUUCCUGUUGUGCCAGACUCAA